CCUGCACGGCCGCCGAGCCCCCGUCACUGCUGGUUCGUGGCCGCGGCACGUCAGGGUCACCGGCCCGGCGCCCCAUUCCUCGCGUCCGGACGAGCGGGCGGGGCUGCUACGGCCGACGGCCACCACUGGCUCGGCGUCGCCUUAUCGUCAGGACACCAUCAUUAGCCGCAUCUAAUCGCGAGAUUACCCUCCACCCUCUUUUCCUUUGAUGGCCUAAUCAUUAGCGCCCCAAAAGCCGCGCUGCGAGGAUCCUGGUGUUUGGUGUGGCUGGGAGCUCGUCGCCUCGUCGGAACUCGGGGCGUGGCGUGGCGUGGUGGCGUGCGUGCGCGCCCGCCCGUCGCGGUGGUAAAGCCGGGGUUCUUUUCUGCGGGCGGGCGGUCGCCAUGUACGCCGGCCCGUGAUUACUGCGAGCCGGAGUACCAGUAGACAGGGUUACUACUUACUGGUGCUGCGCCAGCCGCCAGGCUUUGGUGGUGGUAGAGCGGCGCGGUUGGGGAAGAGGAGGAGGAUCGGCGGGGGAGGAGGAGGGCGGAGAUGAGGAUGAAGACGCUGGCGUGCUGCCGGCGGCGGCCGCAGGACUUCAGCAUCGACAUGGACCAGGAGCCCGACAGGGUGAUGACAUAUAAUGGCCUCGAGACCUGCAUUAUCAAUAGUUCAGCCUAUGAUGAUGAUAGUGGCGUUAGUGCAACAACAGGUGGAGAUGGCUGUGUCACCAAUGAUUCCCUUGAUGAUGAAGUCUCAAGUUGCUCUAGUAAAGAUGCUUCCGGUUCUUCCUUCUCUUCAAACUGCCUUAGCAAGCAGGAGGAGCAUUCGCUUGAUGAGUUGGGUACACCCAUCGCAGUUCAUCUACUCCCUUUCAAAGGGAAGGAACCAAUCACAUACACGUUGAGUGCUUCAGAUAUUGAAAACAUGAAGGAAAAAUUUGCAAAGCUAUUGCUCGGUGAUGAUACUUCAGGAGGAGCGAGGGGCGUUUGUACUGCUCUGGCCUUGUCCAAUGGCAUAAUCAAUCUCUCAGCAACUGUUUUUGGAGAACUUUGGAAACUGGAACCAUUGUGUGAAGAGAAAAAGAUCAGAUGGAGAAAAGAAAUGGACUGGUUGCUGUCUCCUACAACUUACAUGGUGGAGCUGGUUCCGACUAAACAAAGUGGGGCAGAUGGAUGCACAUUUGAGAUUAUGACUCCAAAGGCCCGUUCAGAUGUUCAUGUGAACCUUCCUGCUCUUCAGAAGCUUGAUGCGAUGCUCAUUGAAGUGAUGGACUCAAUGAUAGAUACGGAGUUCUGGUAUGAGGAGAGUGGUAGUAGAGCUGAUGGACGGGGGAAAAUAACUGGUCCAAGGAAGAGCAAAAAGUGGUGGCUCCCAUCUCCUCGUGUCCCUGAGCAAGGGCUAUCUCAAUUUCAGCGAAAAAGGCUUGUUUUUCAGGCUAAGCUUGUUCAUCAGAUACUCAAAGCUGCAAAAUCCAUCAAUGAUCAAGUCCUAUUCCAUAUGCCUAUUCCUGCAGCUGUUUUGGAUGCACUCCCAAAGUCUGGGAGAGCUAGCUUAGGCGAAGAUUUGUAUCAAGCUAUAACCACGGAGUAUAUUCCUAUAGAGGAAAUCUUUGUUUCGCUCAGUUUGAAAACUGAGCAUAGCGUGCUUGAGACUAUAAACCGGUUGGAGGGUGCCGUGUUUGCAUGGAACCAAAGGAUUUUAGAGGAAAAAAGCAAGAGGUCACCAGGACGGCAUUCCUGGAACUUCAUGAAGGACAGUUCCUCAGAACUCGACAAGAUGUCUGCGUGCAGCGAAAGGGCUGACACUCUUGUGCAGCUUCUGAAAUCCAGAUUUCCCAACCUGCCUCCAACGUUUAUAGAUGUUUUGAAGGUCCAAUACAACGUGGACGUGGGGCAUGGCAUUGUGGAGGCCUACUCUAGGGUCCUUGUCGGUGUCGCGUUCAGCAUACUGUCCCGGGUGGCGGAGAUACUGCUGGAGGACGACCUGGUGAAGAAGCCCAACACCCCGAUGGCGACGCUGAAGUUCGACCUCUCCUCCGACGUGUACCUGGCGGGCAUCACGGAGACGCCGCCGGGCCACAUCCGGCGGUCCCUCAUGGACCAGAUCCGCAUGGUCGACGGCCGCCUUGACGCCGCCGUCGUCAAGAAGAAAGGGGCAAAGCAGCUGCGGUGGUGAGGGCGCGGGCGCCGCCGGGCCGGCCGUUGUGAAUCUUUUGGCGAUGUGUACAGGGUGGCGAUGCGGGGCCCAGUUGUCCGCUCCACAAGAGUUUGUUUACCUUACUACUAGUACUAAUAGCGUACUCCGGGUUAUAGUGUGUUCGACGUGUUUGGCGACUGAUGAUGAGUUUAUAGUGCACUGUGUAAGAGCAGCGUUGGCCAAAUGUCGCGGUCUCCGGGUGUGUUGCUGUUGCGUCUGGUCUGGUCUGGACAAAUGUGGCGCCCUUGCCGUCAGCCCUGUGCGUUCCUUGC
This is a messenger RNA of Panicum virgatum (switchgrass), 2453 nucleotides long. RefSeq names its product rop guanine nucleotide exchange factor 14-like. Gene Ontology annotation, molecular function: guanyl-nucleotide exchange factor activity. The record is from RefSeq and is a predicted model, not a curated record. The transcript has 8 exons. The coding region runs from base 535 to 2160 and encodes 541 amino acids. NCBI's taxonomy places the organism in Eukaryota, Viridiplantae, Streptophyta, Magnoliopsida, Poales, Poaceae.